Molecule: messenger RNA, 693 nt
Organism: Neoarthrinium moseri
Lineage: Eukaryota; Fungi; Ascomycota; Sordariomycetes; Amphisphaeriales; Apiosporaceae
Exons: 2
Coding region: 1-693 (230 amino acids)
Molecular function (GO): acyltransferase activity, transferring groups other than amino-acyl groups
Source: RefSeq, a predicted model, not a curated record
AUGUCAGGCUACAUAAUUUCUCAAUGCACCGUUGAGGACGGUGCCGAUCUUAGUCGCAACAAUAUUCCCGCUUUCUGGGAAGAUCCGCAUUGGAUUUUGGAGUGGCGCCAUAGGACGCUUGAAUAUCAUAUCGCUCAAGUCAGUAAACGGACGCCGCGCAACUUGCUUAACGAGCGUUUGACUAGGCGACACCAGAAGGCAACUGACGAGACAGGUGCUCUUUUGGGGUAUGCCCGUUGGUCACUACCCCUUUCACAUGCAACCUGUUCAGAUGGCACAUUUGCAUGGCCCGAAGCCGUAGUACCAGCUGUUGAACCUGAGCGAGAGGCUGAAAUACGGCAAAUUGCUGAUACGGCACCCUGGGAUCCGAAUUGCGACGCGGAUGACCUGCUCAUUCCGGUUCGCGAGAUUAAGGACACGAUAUUAACCAGAAAGCCUUGGAUGCAGUUAGACUACUUGGCUGUUCACCCUGAUAAUCAGCGCAAGGGAGUAGCCACAGCAUUAGUCCAAAGUGGCAUGAAACAAGCGGAGAAGAUGGGCUUGGACAUAUUCAUCCACGCUAUGAAGGCUGGAGUUGGAGUAUACAAGCGACUUGGGUUCAAGAUUGAGAAAGAACUUGUUCAAGAUGAUUUCAAGUACGGGGGGAAUGGUGAAUACUAUGUGGCUUUCAUGACUUACGAACGAAGUUCCUGA